This is a messenger RNA of Chrysoperla carnea, 726 nucleotides long. RefSeq names its product putative nuclease HARBI1. The transcript has 5 exons. The record is from RefSeq and is a predicted model, not a curated record. Bases 43 to 633 code for a protein of 196 amino acids. Lineage: Eukaryota; Metazoa; Arthropoda; Insecta; Neuroptera; Chrysopidae.
GUCUAUAGGCGUUAACUUAACAACAAAUUUUAUUCUCGUGCAAUGGCUUACGCAGAAGCUGCAGCGGAUCUCCUCGACUUGGAGGUGCACCUCUAUCACAUGGAGCGUAGAGCCGAGCGGAGUAUAUUACGGGAGAUUCAGGAUCCAUUCGAUUUGAUGGAUUCUGAAUUUAAAAGGCUCUACCGUUUUACUCCUGAUUUGGUGGAAGAGCUUUUAAUAGAUACUUUGGGGCCGCGUUUCGAACAUCAAAGCAUUACUGGGAUAUCCCCUAAAAAUCAGAUAUGUCAUCCCGACCAGUGCAUAUUAAAUGUAAAUGCGCGAUUCCCUGGUGCACGGCACGACGCACACAUUUGGUCUGCAUCGGCAGCACGUCGAGUAAUGGAACGUGCCUAUAACAAUGGUGAAAGGAGGACAUAUCUCCUUGGUGAUUCGGGGUAUCCACUAGAGCCGUGGCUACUUACCCCAUUACCACAUGCACCUGCAGGCACCCCUCGACGUGCAUGUCAUGAUGCACUGAUGAGUUCAAGCAAUAUAAUUGAAAGGACGUUUGGGACAUUAAAAACAGCCUGGAGGUGCAUGCAUAAGCAUCGCACUCUUCAGUACGAUCCUGGAUUUGCGAUGAUGGUAAAGUAGCUGAGCCUCUCGUACAACAACUUCCCCUGCAGGAAGAAUUCGCUCGACCUCAUGCUGUGGCAGUGCGGUUACAGAAUAGAUUUAUUGUGGAGA